Messenger RNA from Chroicocephalus ridibundus (black-headed gull), 919 nucleotides. RefSeq names its product C1q and TNF related 8 (gene C1QTNF8). Bases 140 to 919 code for a protein of 259 amino acids. The transcript is spliced from 3 exons. Gene Ontology annotation, molecular function: protein binding. NCBI's taxonomy places the organism in Eukaryota, Metazoa, Chordata, Aves, Charadriiformes, Laridae. The record is from RefSeq and is a predicted model, not a curated record.
UAAUUUCCAAGAGGAAGUCCAGCGUCCAGACAAACCCAGCCCUAACGAUGCUUCGUUUCCUGCUGCUGGCGGUGCAAGGAGGUCUGGAGCAGUGAGAAGGUUAAGGCUUGAAAGAAGACAAAAGCUGGCUCUACUGAAGAUGAGCGAGAUGAAGAUGUUUCUCCUGCUCUUGGUGUCCACUGCAAACGUUGGUGCCAUACUGGAAAAGGGUCUGCCGAGACGGGAGCCGCGGCGCCUCUCGUGUGUGCGAUGCUGUGGGCCAUCUGAGCAGCCUGUCUCCAUCAUCUCCUCCCGAUACACAAGGAUGAGCAGUGACCCUGCCUAUUCGGUACCCAAAGUCCAGCCCACUAUAGAUAUCACCAUCCUCAAAGGUGAGAAGGGCGAAAUGGGAGAGAGAGGGUACCCCGGAGCAGUUGGGAAGGAAGGAGAAAGGGGGCUACGUGGCUUUAAUGGACGGAAGGGACAGAAAGGCCAGCCUGGCCCGCAAGGCCAUUCCUGCAAGCAGCUCUACGCUGCUUUCUCAGUGGGUCGGAGAAAACCCCUUCAUAGCUCAGACUACUUCCAGCACGUCACUUUUGACACCGAGUUUGUGAACCUCUACAAACACUUCAACAUGUUCUCGGGGAAGUUCUUCUGCUAUGUGGCAGGAGUCUACUACUUCAGCCUCAACGUCCACACCUGGAACUUCAAGGAGACCUACCUGCACUUGAUGAAGAAUGAGAAAGAGGUGGCCAUCCUCUACACCCAGCCCAGUGAUCGGAGCAUCAUGCAGAGCCAGAGCCUGAUGCUGGACCUGCAGGAAGGAGAGGAGGUCUGGGUGAGGAUGUUCAAGCGGGAGCGAGAAAAUGCCAUCUAUAGUGAGGAGUCAGAUGUUUACAUCAUCUUCAACGGCCAUUUAAUCAAGCCAGCCGUAGAGUAG